Messenger RNA from Onthophagus taurus, 788 nucleotides. RefSeq lists its product as uncharacterized. The record is from RefSeq and is a predicted model, not a curated record. NCBI's taxonomy places the organism in Eukaryota, Metazoa, Arthropoda, Insecta, Coleoptera, Scarabaeidae.
AGUGUAACAAAGCUUCAAUCCUUCUAGUGUUCUUUACUUUAAGAAAACACUCAGGAAACCAUGAAUUUUUAUGUUUGCGUUUUUGCAAUUUGCUACGUUGCAGUAGCACAGGCAAAACCAGGACAGUUCGAUUUCGUCUCUUCCGGCGGCGGAGGUGAUGGUUCUUCCGGAGGUGGCAGCGAUUACGGCGCCUCAUCUGGUUCCCAGCAACCGCAAAACUUUCAAUUAGUUGCAGUGCCGGAUGACUUCUCGUUGAACCUUCCAUCGUUUGAUAUUCAAGAGUUGGGAUCGUCGCAACAUGGAAAUGUUGGAGGUGAAUCAGUUAAAGUCACCAAAGUCAUCACCGUCAAAGAACCACAACCUUAUCCGGUUCACAUCCCACAACCAAUUCCCGUCCCUGUUCAUGUACCAAAACCAGUACCCGUUCCUGUAACCAAAAUUGUUCAAGUACCUAAACCAUAUCCAGUUGAAAUUGAAAAGAAAGUUCCAGUACCAAUUGAGGUACCAAAACCUUACCCAGUUUCUAGCAGCGGAGGAGGAAGUGGUGGUGGAUACGGUGUUCAUGAUCAAAGCGGUGGCUAUUCCAACAAUCAACCAUUGUACCAACCAAGCUCGAGUGACGAGAGGAAGUGAUAACAACGCCAUUUCUUGUUGUAAAUAGUAUAGAAAAAAUUGUUGAAUCUUUUUAAUUUUUUGUUGUUACCUUGACUGCUGUUCUGUCUGUUGUUGUGUUAUCGUCCUUUUUUAUUUUUUAAUACUGUGUUACUACAUGAGUAAAUAUACAUAAG